Molecule: messenger RNA, 1116 nt
Organism: Cryphonectria parasitica EP155
Lineage: Eukaryota; Fungi; Ascomycota; Sordariomycetes; Diaporthales; Cryphonectriaceae
Product: GroES-like protein
Exons: 4
Coding region: 1-1116 (371 amino acids)
Molecular function (GO): oxidoreductase activity
Source: RefSeq, a predicted model, not a curated record
AUGACGGUCACCAAGCCUCAGGUCAUGCGAGCUGUCGACAUUAAGGGUGGCUCGGGACCCGCCUCGGCCCUCUUCAUCAACGACGCAACCCCAGUCCCAGAGGUCCAAUCUGGAGAAUGCCUGGUCAAAGUCAAGGCCUUCGGCAUCAACCGUGGCGACAUUCUCCAGAGAGAUGGCAAGUACCCUGGCAUCUCUCAUCUGACAAAGAUCAUGGGACUGGAGUUCAGUGGCGUCAUCGCUUGGAUCAAUGAGGACCAGACAGGGAGCACGAAGUAUGGAGCGUCUGAAGAAACUUGGAAGGUCGGUGAUGAGGUGUUUGGUCUGCUUGUCGGAGGUGGAUACGCGGAGUAUGUCAAUGUGAACACGAGAAUGCUGGUUAGGAAGCCUAAGGAGUUAUCCUUUGAACAGACCGGUGGUCUUUGCGAGACCUGGUUUACCGCGCUGCAGGCCCUCUACUUCGUCGGAGGCUACAAGUCAGGCUCGACCCGAUCUAUCCUCUGGCACGCAGGCGCAUCCGCCGUAUCGGUCGCAGGGAUUCAGCUCUCGCGCGACGCCCACCUACCCGCUGGAAAAUUGCCGUCAGAGUCCGAGUCCAUGCAUGCGGCGCCCAAGGUCUUCGCCACGGCGCGCAAACAGGAAAAGUGCGACUUCGUGGUCAACGAGCUGGGCGCCACAGGGGCGGUGGACCUUUCGGAGCACCCAGACAAGCGCAGCUGGGCGGCCAAAGUGCGCGAGCUCAACGGCGGGCGCGGCGUCGACCUCGUCAUCGACUUCCUAGGCGGCCCCUACCUCGAGGCCAACCUGGACGUGCUGGACAUUGAUGGGCGCAUCGUCCAGCUGGGCUGGCUGGACGGGCCCAUCGCUCCCCAGGGGGUGAACAUUGCUUCGAUCCUGGCCAAACGCGCCGGUGUGCAGGGCAGCCAGCUCAGGUCGCGCGCUCUCGAGUACCAGAUUGGGCUGCGCGACUUCUUUGUGGGACAGGUGCUUGGUGGGCUGGUGGAGGGCCGGUUCAAGCAUGUUGUCGAGCGGGUGGUGCCUUGGGACCGCGUGCAGGAGGCUCAUGAGCUGCUGGAGAGCAACGCGACCAAGGGCAAGGUUGUUUGUGUCAUUGACUAG